Messenger RNA from Mus caroli (Ryukyu mouse), 704 nucleotides. The record is from RefSeq and is a predicted model, not a curated record. NCBI's taxonomy places the organism in Eukaryota, Metazoa, Chordata, Mammalia, Rodentia, Muridae.
GGGAGAGACAGGAAAGCAGACAGAAGGCAGCAUUUAGAAGAACGUGGUAUCAAUCUGAAGAUCUUUUGCAGGGAAGGGUGGUGAUGUCUCAACUUCAAAUGUUAUGGGUCCUUAUUUGAGAUCUACACUCAACUUUCAUCUUUCAUGGACACUCUGGUAUUUAUGAAAGUGCACCUGGAAUCGUGGGUCUACAAAGGAUUGUAUGGUCAGCAUGAUUCGAAUCUUGAACUAAUGAAGGAAAUUUUGCAUCACUACAUUUGUAUUGAAGUUGAUGAGGGUUUAAAUGACACAGUCAUGUACAUUUAUGGAUUGAAAAUUUUUGCGAUGUUUGCAAUGUUUGUGAUUGUGUCCCUAGCUUGCAAUCUCCGGAUCAAACGACAUCGAGCCAGAGCCUGGGCCAGAGGCCUGCAAAGUCCUGUGUGGUGGAACUGGAGGUACUUCAUUUAAGAGGACGCCUGUCCAGAACCCAUUGUUCAGAUGUCCUUUGCCAUAAUGUUAACCUUGGAACAGCCUUGCCUGUGGAGAAGCCGGCUUGACCAUGAUGCCAAGUUCCAGAUCUUUUUGUGCCAGGACAGGUGGGGAGGGAGGUUUUACCAGUGUUCUUAACUAUACUGUGAUUUUUAUUAUUGCCAUGUCCAGCUUUUAAGUGGGGUUUUAACGGUUUUAUACUAAAUAAAAGUUUCAGGCAGAAGAAAGGAUCAUGU